AUGAGAAUCCCGGUGAUCAAUCCGAUAUUUCUCCUCACUCUAACCACCAUUCUCCGAUGCUACUCCGCCGGCCCAUCAUUGUUUUCCAUCGUCCAACAACGGACACACUCGGUUUCCGUCACGGACUUCGGCGCCGCCGGCGACGGAAUCCACUACGACACCACCCAAAUCCAAUCCGCCAUCGACGCCUGCUCCGCCACCGGAAUCCGCCCCUGCCACGUCAAAUUCCCGCCGGGCAAAUACCUAACAGCCACCCUGUACUUAAAAUCCGGCGUGAUCCUCGACAUCCACAAAAACGCGACGAUUCUCGGUGGGCCCAACAUCGGGGAUUACCCGGAAAAGCAGGAGAAAUGGUACGUGGUGUUGGCGGAGGGGGAGACGGACGUGGGAAUCACCGGCGGCGGCGAGAUUAACGGGCAGGGGUGGGAGUUCGUGAAGAGGUUCGAUGAGAGGAAGAAUGUGAUGGUGAGCUGGAACGAGACCGGCGCGUGUUCAGGAGACGAGUGCCGGCCGAGGCUGGUCGGAUUCGUUGAUUGCAGAAACGUCAGAAUCUGGGACGUCAACCUUAUCGAGCCGGCUUAUUGGUGUUUGCAUUUGGUACGAUCGGAGAACAUAUCAGUGGAAGAUGUUUCAAUACGCGGGAAUUUCACUUCCCCAAACAAUGAUGGAAUUGACAUUGAAGAUUCCAACAACACAGUCAUCACCGGAUGCCACAUUGACACCGGCGAUGAUGCUAUCUGUCCCAAGACCUACACCGGACCUAUGUAUAAUCUCACGGUAACAAAUUCCUGGAUUCGAACCAAAUCUUCCGCCAUCAAGCUUGGCAGCGCCAGUUGGUAUCUUUUCAAGAAUUUCUUGUUCGACAACAUCACUGUCUAUGAAUCGCAUAGAGGGCUCGCCUUCCAGAUUCGAGAUGGAGGAAAUGCAAGUGACAUUACAUUCUCAAACAUUAAUAUAACCACAAGGUACUAUGAUCCAUCAUGGUGGGGGAGAGCUGAGCCCAUAUAUGUAACAACCUGUCCAAGACACCGAAACUCGAAACAGGGUUCAAUCUCUAACGUUCAGUUCAUCAACAUCACAGCAUCUUCGGAAAAUGGCAUCUUUUUGUCAGGCUCAGAACACGGAAUCUUGAGAAACUUGAAAUUCGUCAACGUAAAUCUCACAUACAGAAGGUGGACUAAUUACGCCGGAGGAUUACUGGAUUAUCGUCCGGGAUGUCAAGGGCUCGUGAAUCACAGCACGGCCGGGUUUGUAAUGGAACAUAUAGAUGGGUUAAAUGUUGAAAACGUUAAUAUGAGAUGGUCCGAGGAAACUUCAGGAGGUUGGGACAAUCCACUUGAGUUCAGGCCUUCCACUGUAAAUAACAUAUCUUUCCUGAAUUUCCAUUCGGAUUUGUACUCUGGAUGA
Messenger RNA from Oldenlandia corymbosa var. corymbosa, 1407 nucleotides. Lineage: Eukaryota; Viridiplantae; Streptophyta; Magnoliopsida; Gentianales; Rubiaceae. The record is from the annotation of a GenBank genome assembly.